Ascochyta rabiei is the source of this 1308-nucleotide messenger RNA. Its product is annotated as Histidinol-phosphate transaminase. The transcript is spliced from 3 exons. Lineage: Eukaryota; Fungi; Ascomycota; Dothideomycetes; Pleosporales; Didymellaceae. Gene Ontology annotation, molecular function: L-histidinol-phosphate:2-oxoglutarate transaminase activity; pyridoxal phosphate binding. The record is from RefSeq and is a predicted model, not a curated record. Bases 1 to 1308 code for a protein of 435 amino acids. Gene Ontology annotation, biological process: L-histidine biosynthetic process.
AUGCCUUCCAAGAACACAGCGUUCGAUCUGCAGACAUGCGCGCGACCCAACAUCCUCGCAUUGGAGCCGUACCGCUGUGCGCGCGAUGACUACAAAGACGACGGCACCAACAUCCUACUCGACGCGAACGAGAACGCAUACGGCCCAGGCCUGGCACUGACCGGAGAGGGGCAACUGCCUGGCGCCAAUGUCACCGGCACAUCAGACUCGUCUGCAUCAAUCGACGUAGACCUGCUUGGCCUCAACCGCUACCCAGACCCCCACCAAGCAGACCUCAAGCAGCUUCUCUGCAAUCUCCGCAACACGCGCACCCACACAUCAAAGACCAUCGGCCCGGAGCACCUCUUUGUGGGCGUCGGAUCUGAUGAAGCCAUCGACGCUCUGAUCCGCGCCUUCUGCGCCCCGGGCAAAGAGAAGAUCCUGACAUGCCCCCCCACGUACGGCAUGUACAGCGUCUCCGCGCAGGUCAACGAUGUCUCGCUGGUCAAAGUCCCCCUGCAGCUCCCUACCUUCGAUCUCGACGUGCCCGCCAUCCAGAAAGCGCUCACCUCCGAUCCCAGCAUAAAACUCGCAUACCUUUGCUCGCCCGGCAAUCCCACGGGAAAGCUGCUCAGAAAAGAGGAUGUACAGGCCAUAUUAGAGACAAGGUGGAAUGGCGUGGUAGUCUUGGAUGAAGCGUACAUCGACUUUGCGCCCGAAGGCUCUUCGAUGGCGGAAUGGGUCGCCGAAUGGCCGAACCUCGUCGUCAUGCAGACGCUGUCCAAGGCCUUUGGACUCGCUGGCAUCCGGCUUGGUGCUGCGUUCGCAGAUCCGGCAGUCGCACAAAUCCUGAACAACAUGAAGGCGCCGUACAACAUUUCGAACCCAACAUCGCAGCUUGCGCAGGCAGCACUGAGUCCAAAACACCUCAAUGUCAUGACAAGAAACAAGGACUUGAUCGUCAAGCAGAGGGAGAGGUUAAUCAAAGAACUGCCUAAGGUUCCGGGGGUGGGCGAACUGCACGGCGGGACAGAGAGCAAUUUCCUGCUCUACCAGAUGCUGGACAAGCCGAACGGGAAGCCGAGCAACGAGGUCGCACUUGCGGUGUAUGAAGGGUUGGCUGAGGAGAGGGGUGUUGUUGUUAGGUUUAGAGGGAAAGAGUACGGUUGUGAAGGUUGCCUCAGGAUCACAGUCGGCACAGAAGAUGAAUGCACGAGGUUCCUGCAGGAGAUCAAGGCUGUGCUACAGGGCGUCUAUGAGAAGAGGGAGAGCCUGGGUGGUAAGGAUGAGGAGCAGAAGGAGAAAGAGGCCAGCGCUGUUGUAGGGUAG